Knipowitschia caucasica is the source of this 1134-nucleotide messenger RNA. NCBI's taxonomy places the organism in Eukaryota, Metazoa, Chordata, Actinopteri, Gobiiformes, Gobiidae. The record is from the annotation of a GenBank genome assembly.
AUGGCCAUAAAGAAGUCCCUGGGUGGUCCUGGGAGGGUACCCUCUCUCGUGGUCCCUCUCGGGGUGUCGCUGGCCUGUUACCUCGUGUCCCUGUCUUGGGCCGCGUGGUCGCUCCUCUCUCCUCCACCCUGGGUGUCCGCGUCUCGCACCGCCAGUCCCCCUGGUCGGUUGGGUGAGAUGCUGUUGGGUCCCCUCCCCCUCUGUGGGGUCCCCUCUCUCCGCCCUCUCGACCCUGGUGGUGUCCCUCCUCGCCUGGUAUGGUGUCUCCCCCCCUCCUCGUCGGGGGUGUUCCACCGUCCGCGUCGCAUCUGGUCUCUCUCGUCGCCGGCAGUCACUCCUCUGACCUACGACCUCGCACCCUCUCCUCGCUCCUCUCUGCCAUCUCCGUCUCCUUGCCUAAGCCCACACCAGGCCUCUCCCUGGUCCCGCGUCUCUUCUCUCUUCGCUGCCUUCGCAUUCUCUCAUCGCUCCUCUCCCCGUUCUCUCCUGGGCCAUCUCGCUCACCUUGCUCCCUCUCUCGCUGGUCUCCUCCUCCCGCUCACCCUCUCCCUCACCGCGGUCCUCCGACCUCUCACCUGGUUCUCUCUCCUCUCUCCCCACCCUCUUCAUCUCGCUCACCCCUCUCUCUCCGACCUCUCGUCCCGUCUCUGUCUCUGUCUCGCCUCUCGCCCGGGCUCCUCUGCUCCGUCUCUCUCCUCUCUCCUCUCCCUCCCCGCCCCUCAAUCUCUCGCCUCUCGGUCCCCCUCAACUGUUCUGCCACUGCCCCCCCCGCCCCCCAUCUCUCUCUCCCCCCCCCCUCUCACUCUCACUCUCUCUCUUCCCACGUCUCGAUCUCCCCUCUCCUCUCUUCUCUGUCCUCUGCCCUCCCUCUCUCCCGUCCUCGCUCCUCCCUUCUGGUGGUCACUCCUCUCCUCCUCGCCCUCUGGUCCCUCCGUCUCUCCUCUCCGCUCUCUCUCUCUCCCUCUCACUCCACUCUCUUCGCUCCUCUCACUCUCCUCCCUUCGCCUCUCCUACAUCUCUCUCCUGGUCUCGUCCUCUCCCCUCUCCUCACUCUCUCCUCUCUCCUAUUCUUCUCAUCGCUCCCUCUCUCUCCCUUCGUCGUCUAAAUCUCCCGUCCCUCCCCUGGUUCACUGA